GGGCAACAUUGACCUCUCUACAGUUCUUACUAUUCGCACCGUUCGCCGCAACAGCUCCAUUGGAGCAUCGUCCACUACUCCUUUAUCAAACAAUACAGUUCAUCGAACAGUCAUGCAACGUGGCGAUUCCCUUAAUUCCCCCUUCGUUCCAUUCUCCCCCAACCCCUCAAUUCAACAAGGUACCCCAACCUCGACCCCUCCGUUGAAGCAUACGCUCUCUUCAUCAACUUCCUCCAAUCUCCGCUACUCCUCCUCACGCAAAUCCAUAUACGACCGCCAUCUUAACCGGUCCCAGCGGUCUGAGCUUUCCAAAGCCAGCUUCGCCUUCUUAUUCGGGGAGAUGGUGCAAUAUGCUCAAAAGAGAGUAAACGGUAUCGCAGACCUCGAGAAAAAGUCACUCUCCAAAGCCCAAACAAAAAAAAUACAAACAGGAUCCCUGGCUGACGAGGUUUUAGGCUUAAUCUCCACGGUUACUCAAUCGGCCAGCGGUUGUUGGAGCUUUUGCUCUGGCGUGAAGGUCGUAGUGCAAAGCGCGAGACACGCAUCUUGGGGAUACUCCAGUUCAUAACUACUACGGUCUAUCGUUCUAUCUUCAAUAAGCCAGCGGACGGACUGGAGAAAUCUCGAGACAAUGAGGAUGAAUACAUGCUCAUUGACAAUGAUCCUAUGGUUAACUCUUAUAUAUCUGUUCCUAAGGAAAUGUCACAACUGAACUGCGCAGCAUUCGUUGCAGGUAUUAUUGAAGCUGUCUUAGAUGGCUGUCUUUUUCCCGGGAGGGUUACAGCUCAUAGUGUUCCCACGGAACAGUUGCCAGCAAAGACAGUGUUUUUGAGUAUUACGCCCAUCGAGUAUUGCAUUAGAUGAUACCUUAUGCUAAUUAAGCAACAGUAAAAUUUGAUGACUCUGUUAUAGAGCGGGAGUCGGUGCUAGGCUAGUCACACCGGUUUCUUCCGUACCUAGAUUCAUUUGCAAAGGGAGGUAUCUCGGCGUGGGCGUUGAAGGGAUAUUUGCAUUGUAUACAAGCGUUAGACGUUUUUGUGAAUGAUUGAACCUUGAUACUUGAUAGCCGGGUAUGGUACGUGGCGCCUCGUAUCCUGUGUCUUAUCUCACUACAUAAUCGUCUGUCAAGGUUAGGACUUCAAGGAGUUGGUUAUACUGUACUUCCUCUUGAUAAGGGGUUUAUCGAGCAAGAUGUAUAUAUAUAUACUUUCUCGCUAACACCUGGUAAACUAGUGGUAACUCGGGCGCUGUAAAGGACUGCUCGGGUAAAGCGUUGGGGGGCCUUCCUCCUUGGUGAUCGCUACGGCACAGAGGUCUAUAAAUAUAAGGGAGAGAGCUGUUCGAGUUACGAGAGCUGUCGACGAAAUUAGCCGCGAUGCACCUGUAAGUAAUGGCUGCGCGGUACAGCAAAGGUUCAGAUAGAGAAACUAGGCAGCGAGGUAACCAACACGAGUAUUGUCCGA
Messenger RNA from Tuber aestivum (summer truffle), 1463 nucleotides. The record is from the annotation of a GenBank genome assembly. Lineage: Eukaryota; Fungi; Ascomycota; Pezizomycetes; Pezizales; Tuberaceae.